This is a messenger RNA of Stylophora pistillata, 2256 nucleotides long. RefSeq names its product DEP domain-containing mTOR-interacting protein. Lineage: Eukaryota; Metazoa; Cnidaria; Anthozoa; Scleractinia; Pocilloporidae. Gene Ontology annotation, biological process: positive regulation of GTPase activity; G protein-coupled receptor signaling pathway; intracellular signal transduction. Gene Ontology annotation, cellular component: plasma membrane. Gene Ontology annotation, molecular function: GTPase activator activity; guanyl-nucleotide exchange factor activity; protein binding. The record is from RefSeq and is a predicted model, not a curated record.
AUGCAUCUGAUGAUUCAAGAACCAUCUAAUUAGGAAAGAUUUUAAACAGUUGAACCAGUGAAAAUGGGGUAAAUUAACCAACAGAGUCAGAAGAAAAAUUAUUUGCAACAUGUGCUAGUAACUCUGGCAGUCAAGAACAAAGUCAUUCAGGCAGUCCAUGACUCCCAAGUGUGUGAGUUGUUCAGUAAGCCUGGUCGCCUCGAUAGUCAGCUCCUAAGCUAGGCAGUCUUUCAAGCACUCAGACAGUAAGUCAGUUGUACAGUUAGUCAGCCAGAUCAGUGAGUUAGACCCUUAGUCCUUCGCUCGGUGACUUAGUCGUAUCACUCGGGCGGUAUGAUGGCCUGAUCCUGGCAGGCAGGAGGCGACUUCACCCCAGUCCGCUCUCCUCACCUGUUUCGGAUUCCACACGACGAGAACAUGUAACAGCUUGUAGCAGUGCUGGGUGGAGUUUGCAUAGCUCUUUUGGCUAUGAGGCCUAUGUGUGAUCUUUCCAUUAGUGAAAAUGACCGAUCAACUCUCUCUAAAAGCUUUGCAUAUCAUCAUGGUUGGCGAGCACUUGAGAAGCCGGUUGCACAGCGAAGAAGAACCUCCAAUGAUCCGAGACCGGCGUUAUCACCUCCGUAUGUACCCUUGCUGUUUUGUGGGUCGAGACGUUGUUGACUGGUUGAUAAAAAAUGGUGACGCUAACAGUCGUGCAGGAGCUGUACAAUGCAUGGAUAUUCUUUUGGAAAAUGGAGUAAUCCAUCACGUUGUCGAUGACCAUCGUUUCAAAGAUGAGAUGUUGUUUUACAGAUUUCGAAGAGAUGACAAUACAGCUGUGAAAAACUCUGACCUUGAAGUGAUAUUUAAGGGUUGUGAUAUUUACUACAGGGCAAAGAAUGAUGACAGCCACCUAAUCAAGUCACAUCCUUGUCAUGACUUUGUUUAUAGGAAUUGUUUCACAGGAUGCGAGCUGGUAGACUGGUUAAAACAAAAGAAUGAAGUUCCUGACAGAACACAUGGAGUUGUGCUUGGAAGAAAGCUGUUAGACCAAGGAAUUAUUAAGCAUGUUACGGACGAAUUUCACUUCCGCGAUGAAAACAUUUUUUAUCAGUUUAUGAUUGACAAAGUAGUAAACAAGAAAAUGGUAGAUGCUUUGGGAAUUGUUGACAAUAAGCAACCAGGCUCACCAAGAAAUUUCCGAAGAAGGAAUCUUCCUCCUCUGAACACACAAAGGUCCAGCCCAGUUCCUUUUGCAAAAGAAAGACCAGGAUUGGAUGAACAAUUUGAUUAUGAAAGAUCUCCAGACAGUCCAGUUUUUUUUCCCUCAAGUGGUAGUCCACGCCAAUCUCCCAGACCAGUUAUUGUCAGAGAAAUAACUACAAGAGAAUUAAUGGAUCCAGAAGGACCUUAUGUCAUGAAAAAUAUAAGUGUUAAGAGUGACGCAGUUGGUUUUGGCUUUGUUGUUCGAGGCUCCAGUCCUGUCUAUGUACAAACAGUUGAUCCUAAUGGUCCUGGAGCUGCUGCGGGUUUGAAGGUACGAAUGUUUUUAAAAUCAGUUAAUGGCAAAGAUGUCCUCUACUGGAACCACAGACAAGUGUCUCAGGAGAUUCUGAGAGGACAGAAUAUCGUGAACUUAGUUGUUAUGACCCAUUUUAAGGGUGUAAAGUAGAUGCUAUUUGACCUGACUCGAAUAACCUGUAAGUACACCCUCAUUAAUAGUGCUUCAGUAAGAGUUUUUUUCACCCUUGAGCAAUUUUAGCCCAGGAGAGGUCAUACAUUUAGUACCAGAUUACUUGCAGACCUCUCAUGCGGCAGCACUAAUAUUGAGGGCCUGCUUCAACCCUUCUACACCCUAACAUCAGUAUGCAUAGUCUCUAUACUGUUCUCCAUAUAUAUCCUAAGGUUUUGAUAAGGAGAAUUUGUUUAACAAUCAAGAUGUUCAUGACCUCAAUGUUUGAUUCAGGGCUGAAAUUGCAGGAAGAAUUGAUACACUAGUCACUCUUAAGUGUUUAAGGGUCAAAGCUAUGACACCACUCACCCCCCCUCCCCAUAUUACAAUGAACAAAACAGCUAUAACUACUGACUGCUUUCAUUGAGUGUUUCUUUUACAGACUAUGGACUGAAUCAGUUUUAUUCUACAGAGGUGAUGUUGAUGUGAAUGUUACCUGGUACAUAUCACAGCUCAUAAUUUGUUAAUAGUGAUUUUUAUACAAGAAAAACCAGAUGAUUAAUUUAUGAAAACAAGAAUUUUAUUACAUUUAUAUGAAAAUUUGA